CGUAAGAAAAUAACACAAACAAAUACAAUACAUUCUUUUCAUUUUUCUGCUGUGUUCUUGACCUUUCUUUUGAAACAAUACAAAAAAAAACUUCCUUCCUAUGUCGUCGCGUGAUUAUGGCUGCUAGGUUAAAAGCUACGAAAUCAAAACUCAGCGAAAGAAAUCCUCAGCUAAAAUGUCCUAAUGAAUGUGGAUUCUAUGGUAAUCCAUCAUGGCAAGGAUACUGUUCUUUAUGCUACAAAGCUUUUCUUGCAAACGAGGCAGCCCAUUCAUCACAUGAGAAAAAUAGUUCCUAUUCACGUAAGGUGAACUCGAAUUUCGAAACAGACCAAGCAUCAGCAAAUGAAGAGACAACAUUGCCAUUUUCCAAAUUUGAAGAGAAGAAAAAGCUUCAGCUGACCUCUAAGAAACAAAGUGUUCGAAAGUUAUUCACCAAGACAAAAGGUGACCUUCCUGUAGAAUUACCUAUUGAGUCUGUUUCCACAUCAAUGAGAGGUGAUUCUAUGGAUGCUCCAGCUGUUUCCAAUGAUGUAUUCCGCCAUACAUCUGACUUCAACUCAUUUUUGAAAACGUUACGUAAACCAGCUGCUCAAGAUAUCGUCAGUAAAUGUAAAUUUGUGACUGAAAAGAUAAUGAACAAUGAUUCUUGGUCAGUUGAACGGCAAAGUGAAUUUCUUCAAAACUUCUACAUUCACAUGGAGGAACGCUUGCAAAGUCAUAGUGCAUUUCGAGGAACUACUCCAGCCCAGUUUCAAACGGCAUUGGAUGGUGUAGAGAAAUAUGUCAUGACAAAGAUAUAUAAAAUAGUUUUCUGUCCUCCUUCAACAGAUGAUGAGUUAAAGGAUCUUGAACUUCAGAAAAAGAUUCGUAGUUUAAAAUGGGUUACACAGCAGCAUUUGGACGCAGCAGUUAAUUUACAGAACAAGAAAGUUGUAGAGUUUUUGGAGGAUGCACAAAACGAUAUAGCGGAAGUGAACAUGAAGAGAGCUCCUCAGGACAAGUUGUCUUGUAUAGUUCGUUGUAGUAAACGGGUCUUUCAUAUGAUACGUCUUUCAUCGCCCGAAGGCAAUCCUGGCAGUGCAGACGAUUUUUUACCAUGUCUUAUUUACUUACUAUUGAAAUGCACGCCCACUUUGCUACACUCCAAUAUACAGUACAUAACGAGAUUCUGCAACGCGAACAAGCUAAUUAGCGGCGAAGCUGGUUACUAUUUUACGAAUCUUUGUUGUGCUGUGAAGUUUAUUGAAAUGAUUGAUGCUAAAUCCUUAUCACUGACCGAAGAAGAAUUUAAUCGGUAUAUGAAUGGUGAGAAGAUUGGCAACGCAUUAGACGAUCAACAAAUGGCCAACAAACCAGUGUGUGAAGGACUUCAACUCAUGCAGAAAAACUUAGAAGAUUUAGCGGAAUUACGAGAAAGACAGCUGAAAUGGAGACAGAAAGCCACACAGUUGCAAAAUGACGUUCACACGUUUAGAAUAAACGUGGAAAAAGAGGUUGCGGGCAUUCUGGAUGGAACUAUUAGCGGUCAGUUGAAAUAUUGCCAGCAAUACAGAAAUAUAAAUCCGUGAAAUUAUAUCAUGGAUAAUAUCGAUGAUGGUGAAGAGUGGUUCGAAGCGAAAAAUUCACAUGGAUAAUUGUGUUAGCUAUGAAUUGUGAUAUAUAUGACUAUAUUUAAUUAUUUCAAUAGUUAAUAAACCAUCUAACGACCAUACAAAAUAAUAUUUAUAAGUAACUACAGUAUUAAACAGUCGUUCCCAUUAAAGUAAAUACCCACCAGAACUACCUUAUCUACAUCCAAAAAUGAACAAAUAAUAUUUUUUAAUAAUAUGAGAUACUAAAUGAAUCUUUCGAAUACGUGAUGUUCAGAUUCCAGAACACUGAUUAUUUUUAUGCAAGAUCUUACUUUAGUUACAAAAAAAUUGCUAAAAUUAUUAAAUGUACGUUGUUUUGAAUAACUGGUGUUCUGAUUCCAGCACACGGUACAUAUUAUACAUUCAAGAAUUUACUUUAAUUACACAAAAAAAAUACUAAAA
Messenger RNA from Xenia sp. Carnegie-2017, 2033 nucleotides. Its product is annotated as rab5 GDP/GTP exchange factor-like. Gene Ontology annotation, biological process: vesicle-mediated transport. Gene Ontology annotation, molecular function: small GTPase binding; guanyl-nucleotide exchange factor activity; zinc ion binding. The record is from RefSeq and is a predicted model, not a curated record. Gene Ontology annotation, cellular component: endocytic vesicle; cytosol. The transcript has 15 exons. Lineage: Eukaryota; Metazoa; Cnidaria; Anthozoa; Malacalcyonacea; Xeniidae. The coding region runs from base 117 to 1568 and encodes 483 amino acids.